AUUGUUAACUCUGUUACAGGAGAUGCUAAAACAGAACAAAAACCUGGUGAGAAAAAGAGGGGUGUGAAGAGACCACGUGAAGAUCAUGGCCGUGGGUAUUUUGAAUACAUUGAAGAAAAUAAGUACAGCAGGGCUAAGUCCCCUCAACCACCUGUUGAAGAAGAAGAUGAGCAUUUUGAUGACACAGUGGUUUGUCUUGAUACUUAUAACUGUGACCUGCAUUUUAAAAUCUCAAGAGACCGGUUUAGUGCUUCCUCUCUGACCAUGGAAAGCUUUGCUUUUCUUUGGGCUGGAGGAAGAGCCUCCUAUGGAGUUUCUAAAGGCAAAGUCUGCUUUGAGAUGAAGGUUACAGAAAAGAUUCCUGUUAAACACCUGUAUACAAAAGACAUUGACAUACACGAAGUACGAGUUGGCUGGUCACUGAACACAAGUGGAAUGUUGCUCGGUGAAGAGGAAUUUUCCUAUGGAUAUUCUCUAAAAGGAAUAAAGACAUGCAAUUGUGAGACUGAAGACUUUGGUGAGAAGUUUGAUGAAAAUGAUGUGAUUGGAUGUUUUGCUAAUUUUGAUGGUGAUGAAGUGGAACUUUCAUAUUCCAAGAAUGGACAAGAGCUUGGUGUGGCAUUCAAAAUAAGUAAGGAAGUCCUUGAUGGGCGACCACUCUUCCCGCAUGUUCUCUGCCAUAACUGUGCAGUUGAGUUCAACUUUGGUCAGAAGGACGAACCUUACUUUCCUGUACCUGAGGAGUAUACCUUCAUCCAGAAGGUCCCCCUGGAGGAUAGAGUCCGAGGACCAAAGGGGCCUGAGCAAAAAAAAGAUUGUGAGGUGGUGAUGAUGAUUGGCUUGCCUGGAGCAGGCAAGACUACCUGGGUUACCAAACAUGCAGCAGCAAAUCCUGGGAAAUAUAACAUUCUUGGGACAAAUACUAUUAUGGACAAAAUGAUGGUCGCAGGUUUUAAGCGGCAGAUGGCAGACACCGGAAAGCUUAACACACUGUUGCAGAGAGCUCCACAGUGUCUUGGAAAGUUCAUUGAGAUUGCAGCUCGUAAGAAGCGGAAUUUCAUUUUGGAUCAGACAAAUGUGUCUGCAGCUGCGCAGAGGAGAAAAAUGUGCCUGUUUGCAGGCUUCCAGCGCAAAGCAGUUGUUGUUUGCCCAAAAGAUGAAGACUACAAGCAAAGAACACAAAAGAAGGCAGAGGUGGAGGGAAAAGAUCUUCCAGAGCAUGCAGUUCUCAAAAUGAAAGGGAACUUCACACUGCCAGAGGUAGCAGAAUGUUUUGAUGAAAUAAUCUAUGUAGAGUUGCAAAAGGAAGAAGCUCAGAAGCUCUUGGAACAAUAUAAAGAAGAAAGUAAGAAAUCUCUUCCACCGGAAAAGAAACAGAACACUGGCUCAAAGAAGAACAAAAAGAGCAAUAAAAAUCAAUUUAAUAGAGGUCAGAGAGGGCGUGGAGGAUUCAACAUGCGUGGCAACUUCAGAGGAGGAGUCCCUGGCAAUCGUGGUGGAUACAACAGGAGGGGGGGCAAUAUGCCUCAGCGAGGUGGAGGUGGUGGUGGCGGCGGCGGUGGCAGCAGUGGUGCAAUUGGCUAUCCGUAUCCUCGUGGCCCUGUCUUUCCAAGCAGAGGUGGCUACUCAAACAGAGGAAAUUAUAACAGAGGUGGAAUGCCCAACAGGGGGAACUACAACCAGAACUUCAGAGGACGGGGAAAUAAUCGUGGCUACAAAAACCAAUCUCAGGGCUACAACCAGUGGCAGCAGGGUCAAUUCUGGGGUCAGAAGCCAUGGAGUCAGCAUUAUCACCAAGGAUAUUAUUGAAUACCCAAAUAAAUGAACUGAUACAUAUUUCUCCAAAACCUUCACAAGAAGUCGACUGUUUUCUUUAGUAGGUUAACUUUUUAAACAUUCCACAAGAGGAAGUGCCUGCGGGUUCCUUUUUUAGAAGCUUUGUGGGUUGAUUUUUUUCUUUUUCUUUUUUUGUACAUUUUUAAUUGCAGUUUUAAAGUGAUUCGUAAGAGAACCUCAGCAUUGUGCACGAUAAGAGAAUGUGUCAGUAUUUCAGGGUUCUACAUUUUAUCUGUAAAAUGUGACUUUUUUUUUACCACAACAAAAGUAAAACGUUGCUUUGUACCUGGUGUCUUUUUAUUAAAGAAUUUUCUCCUUUUUCCCCAUCCCCCAAUUUCUAAGAAACAGUCGUGAGUCAUGUCACAAUACGAUAGAAAUGUUAGCAACCAAAUUCGUAUAGAGGCUUCUUAGUAGCCCUCAUGAAUAUCAUGAGAUUAUGUAAAGCUCCAUAUUACACUCCAUCCUCUCUAUGAAGCUUCUGGGUGGGGAGGGGAGGAAGGGGAGGUAAAAGUUUCUGGCAAUAACUAGGACUUUUUGUAACAUUUGGAAUUCAAUAAGAUGUCGGGGCAAAGAGGAAACCUGGAGCUAAAUAGUGAAGGUGGAGUGUAUGUAGAAGCUCUUAAAGUUGUAAAACUUGGUUGCGUUAUUUGUGGAGGCUCAAACUUGUGAAGGUACAACACCAUAAUUUCUUUUCCAUUUGUUCUGCAUUUUGAUUCUGAAAAGAAGCUGGCUUUGCCCAUUUCUUAUUAAACAAAACUUGUUGUAAAUCCAGUUGUCUAAUGGGAUCUAUAUGAAGUUAGCUGUGUGUCUGUAUAACCCUUUCCCCACAAAAUACUGUAUACCUAGUGUGCUUGUAGUAGUUACUCCACCAUUUUGUAAGCUAAUGAAACUGUGAGUCACCCAUUUUAUAUCUAAUUUUUAAUCAUGUCAAUUCUCAAAUGGGUGUAUCUCCUUAGCCUGCUGAUUCCUUUUCUCUUUAAAGAAAGUGGGUGGAGAAAUUUAACUCUAGACGUUUGUUUGCAAUAAAAUAAAUUCAUUUUACUCUUGUUUUGGGAUUGUUGCCAUCAAGGUCUAAAAUCCCGUUAAGGCUAUAAAGAGGAAGAGAAUGUAUAAAAACAAUGAUGUUGGAUAGUUUUAAACUCAUUACUGUGUACAUGCUGAAAUACUUGUGUUUCUUUAAAAAUCUAAACUGGUGGUUGCUCUGUUAAGAGAUAUCACAUGUAUAAUCUCACAAUUUAACAUGGCUAUAUGUGUAGGGCAAAAGACUUUGAGUUGCACUUACGCAUCAUGUAAAUCCACUCAAUAUAUUUAUUGUAAAAUAGAAAUUAGGGAGGGAGUGGGGAAAGAAACUGGACAGGAAAUAGGACAGAAGGAGGGUUGUCAUGAAGAGUGAAUUCUGGAAUGGAAUGGAGAACUUCAGAUUUGUUUUAACUGCUAUUUUGUUCAGAUAUAUGCUUUUGUAAAAUUGUGGCAAUGUUAGUUAACAAUUUACUUGCAUUUUAAUGCCAUGAAAGACAGGGGAGAGAUGUAACUGUCAUAAAUUGGAGUGAACGAUAUACAUGUGAACAUGCAUGUUACUGCCGGGAUCUGGCAGCGCACAGGCUAGCAGAGGCUUACCAGCAGCAGUGUAGAUGUAGAGUCAAUGUAGUGUGCUUGAAUUUUUUUUAAAUGUUAGUCAAUUUCUUAUAGUCUUUGGAAGUGAAGAUGUGUUGCUCUUCUAGCCUUUAUAGCAGAUACCAUAUUGCAUAUUGACAUUAAACAUUCACAGCACCACCUCCUUGUUAAUAUUGCUUUAAAUCAUCCCUCUGAACAAACAAAAAUGUAAGUUGUCUUUAAAGAAACACUAUCUAAUGAACUAGAAAUGCAGGAAAUCUAAACCUGAACCUGUUUUGCUGAAAUGGAGUUUUCUUUAGAUUUGCAGGAAAUCUUAGUGUAAUCAAAUUCUUUCCUUCCCCCUACCCCUCUCCCAAGAGCUAACACUUUGUAUGGAGUGCUGAUCCUUUGCUUAUUUUGGUACUCUAUAAAAUUAUAUAGUCUUAAACUGAAAUAUAAGAGCCUACACUUAC
This is a messenger RNA of Struthio camelus australis, 3902 nucleotides long. The record is from RefSeq and is a predicted model, not a curated record. Lineage: Eukaryota; Metazoa; Chordata; Aves; Struthioniformes; Struthionidae.